Molecule: messenger RNA, 1302 nt
Organism: Acanthosepion pharaonis
Lineage: Eukaryota; Metazoa; Mollusca; Cephalopoda; Sepiida; Sepiidae
Source: the annotation of a GenBank genome assembly
AUGCUUCUUGUUUUAUUUCGUCUUCCUUUUUUCUUUCAUAACCCCCCCAUGCAUUUUCCAUCUCAAUCUCUUUCUAUCUAUCUUUCUAUUGUUAGCUCGUCUUUCUUUCUCUCUCUUUCUCAUUCGCUUUCUCUUUCUUUUUCAAUAAUUCUUUCUCUUUCUUUCUAUCUUUUUUCUUUCUUUCUUUGCUGUUACACUUUCUCUUCCAUCCUUGCAUUACUAUCAAUUCUUAUUUUUUCAUUCUUUCUUCCUUUUCUUUUUCCUUCUUUCUUUUCUUUUCUUUCUUUCUUUUCUUUCUUUCUUCUCAUUAUAAAGCUAAUCUUACUGAAAUUUAAUCUUUUAAUUUUCUUUCUUUCUUUUCUUUACUUCAUAAUCAUUCUUUCUCGUUUGAUAAAUUUUGGUUGUCUCUUUUACGAUCUCUUUCUUUCUCGCAUUAAUAUAUUGGAUUUUCUUUUCUAUUCCUCGUGUCUCGAUUUCUAUUUCCUUCUUUCUACCUGUCUUUGUUUUUUUCCUUUCAAUCUAUUAACCAGGAGCCCUCCUAUUCAUUCGCUUCUUUCUAUAUUUAUUUCCCUAUCGUUCUUCUCUCUUUUUGCAUUUAUUUAUUUAGUCUUUCAAUUUCCUUUCUUUCUUUCUUUCUUUUCAAUUUUUAGCCGUCUCUCUUUUUUUAACUUUUUCUCUUUUUUUCUUUCUUUUCUUUCUUUCUUUUCUUUUCUUUUCUUUUCUCUCUCUAUUUUUCUCUCCUUCUAUUAUUUUAUACAUCUUUUCUUUAUGUCUUCCUUUUUCCUUCCACUCUUUUCUCCAUUUUUAUUUCUUUUCCUUGUCUCUUUUCCUUCCUUUUCUUUUUUUUUUUUUCACUUUCUUUUCUCUUCUUUUCUUUUCUUUCUUCACUUCUGCUUUCUAUUCGUCUCUCUCUCUUUUCUAUCAUUCUUUCUUUCUUUUUGUCUAUUGUAUAUGCAAUCUCUUUCGUCAUCUCUAAUUAACAUAUCCACCCUCAAUUCGUCUCUCUUCCUCUUCUUUCUCUCUCAUUCUGUCUCUCAUAGGUAUUAUUUUAUCGAAAUGCUCUUUCACUCUUUCCUACUAUAUCUCUCUCUCUCUCUCUAUAUAUCUCUCUCUCUCUCUACUUCUCAAUUUUAUCUCUUCCUUUUUAUUUCUUCCUCGCUCUUCUUUGUCUUUUUCUCUUUCUCGCUCUCUUUCUUUGUCUAUCCCUUUCUUCCGUCCGUUCACCUUCCCUCUCUGUUUCAGACUUUCUUCACCUGUAUUUUCUCUCCUAUGUAUCAAAUCUCGUUAUUCAGUCUUAAGUAG